CCCACCAUGCGAUCCAUGACGACAAAAGUGGAUGUGGCUUCUACUGGCUCUGACGAGGGGUUGUUGAGAGGUAAGGAAAGGAAGGAGAUAUAAAAGGAGGCAUUGUUCCUGUUAAAGAGAGAUUGCAUUAUCAUAUUCUCUCGAUCUCUAUACAAUCACCAGCUUUUCACUUGGUUCGGAUAUUACUAUUUCCUCCCUCCCAGCGUCCUUGACCAGAACCUAUACCUAUCCACCAUGCCCAUCAACAUCCCCGCCGCAGAGAGUGUCCAUGACCUCUUCAGCCUGAAGGGCAAGGUGGUCGUGGUCACCGGCGCCUCCGGACCCCGCGGAAUGGGUAUCGAGGCCGCACGCGGCUGUGCUGAGUUGGGUGCUGAUCUUGCUAUCACAUACGCCUCUCGUCCCCAAGGUGGUGAGAAGAACGCCAAGGAGCUCAGCGAGACAUACGGCGUCAAGGUCAAGGCCUACAAGCUCGACAUCUCCAACGCCAAGGACUGCCAGAAGCUCGUCGACGACGUCAUCAAGGACUUUGGCAAGAUCGAUGCCUUCAUCGCCAACGCCGGCCGGACCGCCAGCGCUGGUGUUAUCGACUCCUCCGUCGAGGACUGGGACGAAGUCAUCCAGACCGACCUGAACGGCACUGCCUACUGCGCGAAGGCCGUCGGUCCUCACUUCAAGGAGCGCGGGACCGGCAGCUUCGUCAUUACCGCCUCCAUGUCCGGCCACAUCGCCAAUUUCCCUCAGGAGCAGACAUCCUACAACGUUGCCAAGGCCGGCUGCAUCCAUAUGGCUCGCUCGCUGGCCAACGAGUGGCGUGACUUUGCUCGUGUCAACUCCAUCUCCCCCGGCUACAUCGACACCGGUCUCUCGGACUUCGUGCCCAAGGAGACGCAGGAUCUAUGGAACUCGAUGAUCCCCAUGGGUCGAAACGGACACGCGAAGGAGCUGAAGGGCGCCUAUGUCUACCUGGUCAGUGAUGCCAGCACGUACACGACCGGUGCGGAUAUCCGGAUCGACGGUGGUUACUGCGUGCGAUAAACGUAUUCGCCGCGGGGUAGAAGGAAAAUAAUCUAUAUAUGACAUUUCCGGUUGGAGGGACUACUACUACUACUACCAACAUAUAUAUAUCUACUGGGUAUUAUAUAUAAAUGCGAUGAAGUAAUGACCGAAAUAAUUCAAUAAAAAUGCAUAACUAUCCAACUUGACCUCGAGUCACUCGAAGUAAUAACAGUCCCUGUCCCAGAUACCUAAAUUUCCUAUACCAUACUCCAUCCG
Messenger RNA from Paecilomyces variotii, 1272 nucleotides. Its product is annotated as mannitol dehydrogenase. Lineage: Eukaryota; Fungi; Ascomycota; Eurotiomycetes; Eurotiales; Thermoascaceae. The record is from RefSeq and is a predicted model, not a curated record. Gene Ontology annotation, cellular component: intracellular anatomical structure. Gene Ontology annotation, molecular function: oxidoreductase activity, acting on NAD(P)H, oxygen as acceptor. The transcript has a single exon. Bases 235 to 1035 code for a protein of 266 amino acids.